This is a messenger RNA of Aedes albopictus (Asian tiger mosquito), 7530 nucleotides long. RefSeq names its product phosphatase Herzog. The record is from RefSeq and is a predicted model, not a curated record. The coding region runs from base 1389 to 2633 and encodes 414 amino acids. The transcript has 7 exons. Gene Ontology annotation, molecular function: RNA polymerase II CTD heptapeptide repeat phosphatase activity. Lineage: Eukaryota; Metazoa; Arthropoda; Insecta; Diptera; Culicidae.
ACCAAGCAAAUGAUUGCCACUCAGAUGGCAUCACUGUGCUUGCGAUACACUCACACUUGGGCAGUUACCCUCACAGAUUAAGUUACUCCAACGAAAAAGUAGUCGACAGCAGAGCCGAACUUUUACGAAGUCCCAGUAACGACAAGCGAAUACACACACGAAUCAAACGACGGCGCACCGAAUGGAUAUCAGGUUUGGCUUGCAGCACUGUUUCACACACGAGUAUACGAGAACACGGUGGUGACUGCGAGGGUGACGGUCGUUCGCUCGCUGCCAGUGUUGAUUGACAGAGGCCAUCUCUCGGUGAAGUGAGACGUGUUUUUUUCGUGCUGUGUUGCUCAACCGACGAAGUAGGUACCUAAUCUUUUUUUUGCGUGAUUUUUUGGAAGGUCUGCGAAAGAAGGAAAAUUUGCGCUUCACGAUUCGUGAAACGAACGGAAUACGGUGUGUACGGUGCAGAAGAUAAAAAUUUCUAGUGAUUUUCGGAACAGACGGAACAGCCUGUGUUGACUCGGGGGUUGAAGUGCGUGCGUGAAGGCCUGAGGUGGCUUUAGGUCCCGUCUCGGUUUUAUGGCGAAUGUGAAUUUUUCUUGAAUUUGAAAUCUACCGCGACUCCGGGAUCCACACAGGGUGUAGCGGUGUGUUCGUGAGGUGACGUGAUCCGUAAAUAUUGAGCACGCGUGGUUGUGUGCGUGCCUGCAACGACGAACAACACGGGAAAGAGAAAUAGAAGAAUAAUAUAUGUACACCGGAGUGUGGUAGAGUGCGAAAGGCUACUAUAGGGAGGAAUAAGAAGUCAAAGAAGUGGAAUUAAAAGUUUCUUCUCUGGUCUGGUGUUUGCGCGAUCGGCACAUUUUUGUGAUUGGAAUUUCGUAUUUAUCUCUCGAGUUCGCGGCGAGCAGUUUAUGUGAUUUCGAUUUUUCUUGUGCGUUUCGCAGCUGCAGUCCAGCAGUUUGGGGGAAAGUUUUUCCUUGCAGCCAGCGCCGGCCGACACACGGAGUUUGUGCGAAGGAGAAAAUCGGAAUUCGAUGAUAGCCAGAUCCAAUCGGGUGGAAAAUAGCGGGUUGAUUUGUUGAAGUGGUUAUAGUUGGAGAGAAAGUGUAAAUAAGGCACCGAGAAGACCCAGUGGAAAAUCCUCAAGAAAACACAAACAAAAACACACGUACGGGGUUUCGGAAGUGAAGUGGGCAGGCAGCAUCACCCCGGGUCCAGAACGGAGCGCAACAGCCGGGUGAGCUGUUUCCAUCUUCUAAGUAUUUCCUGAGCGAGAGGAAGCUCGACAACGGUCAGCUCGGAUAAUUAAACCAAGGCAGUACCUACGGCAUUUGCAGCGGCGACAGCGAGCAACCAACAUUUCCGGAGGGGAGCGUCCAAAAGCCAAUGUUUAAAUGGACGCAACAUCUAUCAUUACGCAAGUUUCGCGCGAUGACGAGCAGCAACUGAAUAGUAGCUAUCCAGGCGAAAAAGUGAACAAUGUAGAUAGGCUAAAACCGCCCAAACGGGGUUUCUUCGAGACGAUAUUCUGCUGCUGGCGGAAUGCGCGGACGAAAAGCAAUCAAAAUGGGACCCCCAUCGAUGGUUCGAUCACGCCCCCGCCAAUCCAGGGUCAGCCCCGGUAUCUGCUGCCACAGGUCCGACACUCGGAUAUGCACCGGAAGUGCAUGGUGAUAGACUUAGACGAAACACUAGUGCAUAGCAGUUUUAAGCCAAUUCCAAACGCCGAUUUCAUAGUGCCAGUUGAGAUAGACGGAACCGUGCACCAGGUGUACGUCCUGAAGCGACCGCACGUCGACGAGUUCCUGAAAAAGAUGGGCGAGCUGUACGAGUGUGUGCUGUUUACGGCGUCGCUGGCCAAGUACGCCGACCCGGUGGCGGACCUGCUGGAUAAGUGGAACGUGUUCCGGGCGCGAUUAUUUCGGGAAUCGUGCGUCUAUCACAUGGGCAACUAUGUGAAGGAUCUGAACAAACUAGGGAGAGAUUUACAAAAGAUAGUUAUUGUUGAUAAUUCACCUGCUAGUUAUAUUUUCCAUCCGGACAAUGCUCCAAUUCCAAACGCCGAUUUCAUAGUGCCAGUUGAGAUAGACGGAACCGUGCACCAGGUGUACGUCCUGAAGCGACCGCACGUCGACGAGUUCCUGAAAAAGAUGGGCGAGCUGUACGAAUGUGUGCUGUUUACGGCGUCGCUGGCCAAGUACGCCGACCCGGUGGCGGACCUGCUGGAUAAGUGGAACGUGUUCCGGGCGCGAUUAUUUCGGGAAUCGUGCGUCUAUCACAUGGGCAACUAUGUGAAGGAUCUGAACAAACUAGGGAGAGAUUUACAAAAGAUAGUUAUUGUUGAUAAUUCACCUGCUAGUUAUAUUUUCCAUCCGGACAAUGCUGUGCCAGUGAAAUCAUGGUUCGACGACACCAGCGAUUCGGAACUGUUAGAUUUAAUACCGUUGUUUGAGAAGCUAAGUAAGGUGGACUCUGUAUAUACCGUAUUAUGUAACUCCAGUUCGCAGUCGCAGCUGCAGUCGUCCCUGCAGCAGCUGCAGCAUCAAUCCAGCCAGAACCAGCUGCAAUCGAGCCAUCAGCAGCUGCAGCAAUCACAGCAGCAACAGUCCAAUAAUUCGACCGACGUCAACAAUACGUAACAUUGGCAGCGAAUGUUCGUCAAAAUCGUAUGAUUACUUUAACGCGGAAGGCGUUGAAUGCAGUUUUUAUCCGUUGUUUACUUUUUUUUUUAUUUUAAAAACGAAUUUUAAAUUAAAUCAAACUAAUUUAACACAGUACAGUGCCGUUAAACACAGUUUUUUUUUGUUUGCGAGAAACAAAGUAUAUGGCAAAGCGAUUUAUGUGCAACAAAUUACUUCAAAGCAUUAGGAGGGAUUUUAUAUCAGAAAAACAGCAACAAAUUUGGAAUGGGUUAGGCAAAACUAAAGUAACAAAACAAAUUUAUUUAUAUACCACGAAACAGUAGUAUGUAUAUGUACCUAAUGAAUGUAUGAUUUUGAGGCGAAUGAAUCCAAUUUGGCUACGCUUUUUCUACAGAAUUUGAGUUUCGAAUACGAAGCGAUAUCUGCCAACGCACUGUUGUUGCUUGGUUUCUGUAAUGCUGCAGCCUUCACGGAUGAUGCCCAUAAGUUGGUCAAACUUUGAAUCCGCUUUGGAGGCAUAACCUCACAAAGUUUUAUAAAACUCACGUAAGUUUCGACGUUUGCCAUACUUAGAGAGAAAAAAAAGAACAAAGAAGUUUUUUAACAGUUGACCUGGUAAAAGACCUGAACAACCAGUAUCAAACUUUGUGAGGUUAUGUUCGGUGGUUUUAUAAAUAAGACGAUGCGGAUUUGAAGUUUGAAACCUGAGUUAGAGCAUGUUUGUGAGGGCCCAUAAUACACUGCCUCUCGAAGAAGAUGAUAAAAUCAAGCCGAAAAAGAUGCUGGAUCGAAAAUAGGUGGUGGAUUGGAUGAUUAUGUCAACAACAUCCAACGAAGAAUGCCGCAAGCAAUCAAACCAAGAGGAGCCAGACAAAUAGAGAGGGGUCAUAGAUAGCGGUUAGGAGGAGGAGGGAACAAUGUAUAUCAUCGUACAUAUCACCACUUUGUAUACAAAGCCAGUCCUAUAGAAGAAGGAAGUCAUAUGUUUGAUGCUUCGUUUACAGAGAUGGCCAAACUUCGGAAGGUUAGGGGAGGAUUAGCGGAUGACAAUGAGGGGUUUGAUAAAUGAUUGCUGCGUGGAUGAUUAUAUUCUUCGUUGGAUGAUGUUCGGUGAGAAGAUGAUUGUGCCGAACUCAGAGCUCGAUAGUUCUACUAAGUUUUAUAAAAUUAGUCUCAAAACUAGACUAAUUGUAUCUUCUCAAGGAAGUUGGAAAACAGGAAACAAGUUAGUAAUAACACAGUGAUUGUAAAGCACAUAUUUGCUUUCCAGUUGUGCACCUCAACUGUGUCGAAAAUGUCCGAUUUCACAGGACAAUCCCAUGCUUGCAAAAAAUGACGCAUUUUUUAAUUACUUCAAUUCUUCAUAGAGCAGCAUAAAAUAUAAGAAAUGCCACUCUAGAAGUUGUCUUCUUCUUUAUGGCUCGACGUUCGCAUUAGAACUUGGCCUGUCACUUUUCAACUUAGUGUUCUUAGUGAUACUCUAUGCCCAGGGAGUCGAGAAAAUUUUCCCGACUGGAACGAGAAUCGAACCCGCCGUCUCCGGAUUGGCGAUCCAUAGCCUUAACCACUAGGCUAUCUGGAGAUCCCAGAAGAUGUCUUAUAUAAUUCUCUAAUUAGCAUUGUUAAUAAUUUCUCAAAUGAUGCCAACAGAAUCCCUAAAAAUAUCAUCAAAAGCUACGCUCAAAUCUUUACAAAACAUCAUCGGAGCAAAAAUAAUGCAUUUUUCAAUCCACCGCCUACGUUUCGCCAGCAAAAAUACAAAUUUCACGCGAUACAUAACGACCACUAGUCGAAUCUAUUAGGGAAAUUGAUACAAAACUAAUCGCAACGCAAUCCAUUCUGCAGCAAGUAGAUAGCUAAAAAACGUCAGGAUUUUCAACAUCCUUACAAACUCAAUUGAAUCAAAACUUAACAAAAUGUUCACAAAACAUCAACUUUUGAAGCAGUGUAAAACUUUGUCUAGAAACCUUUAAGCAGUAAAAAAUAGGUAUGGAAAAUUACUCAAAGGAAGCCGUAUUCCUCCAAAACGGAACACCAAAUCUACGCGAAUUGAGACGAAGGUGAUUGCUAUUACCCAUAUUAUUGCAACACAAAAAAUAUUACUAAUACUACUACUAGCUAUUUUUCUACCACACUUACUACUACUACCUCUAUCGUGAGAAAGGAAAAAAAAACCUGGUCCAAGUAAUCUUUCAAAUCGCAACAUUAACCUUUGUCCCCAAAACUAAAUUCUUCAACAAAACCAAGAUCAGUGAGGUCGUUGUUUAUACCUAAUAGGAAUAAUUGUUUCUGUUUUACUUUGAUGCAUUUAGCUAAAACAGCGCGUGUUUCGCUUCAGUUGUUUUUGUUUCGAUCGAAGCAAGCGAAUCGGUUCCCAUUAGUAAUACGGAGAUAUCUAAACACACACACGCUAACUCACAGAGAGCGAACACGUUGAAAAAAAUGGCGACCGUGUCGUUCACGGCAGACAGAAUGCAUCUGUGUGCGUAUAUAAACGCGUGUGAGAGCGUGAUGACUUUUUGACAAAUAACCGCAAAAUCUGGGGGUUUUUCCCCCUUUACACGUCAGGUUUUUGUAAGUACACAUUGCGCGGUGGUAGUGAAAGCCGCAACCAUUGAACAGUGAAGAUUGUGAACACAUACAGUGAAAUCGAAGGAAUUAAGUAUAUAUUUUUAUAUACACAUACGGAAAUGAAGAUCGAAGUGCUGCAAGUAUAUCGUAGUAGAGGAAUGUUAGUGAGACGGUUCCCGAAAAUUUUGCCCAUAAUAGGUUUUUCAAAAAUCAUUUCCCCGAAUUUGUCAUUUUUAUGAAUUUUGAGUGCUCAGAACGAAACACUGUUCUAAUAAGAUCAAGUAUUAAUACUUCAGUAGAUAUUUCUUUCUUCACAAUGAAAUAUAGCUACGUUUAAAUUGAAAUAAAAAUAUUAUUUGUAACAAUAUGGAAGGGGAACCAUCACGGCAGGGCUCCUAUUUUGGGCACUUUUUUGCUAUAACUCAGUCAAUUUUGAACCAAUUGACGCAAUUUUUGGAACGCGGUGAGAUACAUUGAGUAUCUAGUCGUGUACAAAAUUUCCAGUCAGUUGGUUUGGAAUUGACUAAGCUGCCCCAAAAGUUGCGAAAAGUGUCCAAAAUACCGGCCACUGCCCAAGUGGCUUGCUACCCUACCAUCUCUGCUGAUCGUCGUUUGUUUGAUUUCUGGCAGAAAACAUGCUUGUUAGUUAGCACUCUUGGAGAUGGCUCUUAUUAAACAUAAUGAUCUGGAAUGUUUUACUGUUAAACUCAAAAGUUUUAUUCAAUAUUCAGAAAAAUUACAUUUUCGAGAGAAUAGCUUUUUGAAGAAAACGUAUCUUCCGAAACAUAAGAAUUCGGAAGGAGAGCGUUCGGGCAGACGUAAUAGAACCUAGCAAAAUCAAGUACGUCAACUAAUAACAAUACAUUGACAUAAGCUAAAUUAUACAAAUCAAAUCACAUAUUGUGUAUUUUAAUAACUGCAAACAAAAUGUAUGUAAAAUUUGUACCAUACUAGAUCAAGGAUGAAAAAAAAACAAAGCAAAAUAAAACAAAGCAAGCGAUUUGAUAUACAGACCUUGCACACUCACACAUACACACACAACAUACCCAUCCGGAACUCACGCACUCAUCGCUUCGUUCGAGGGAGCGUGUACAAUAUCGGUGUGAGUCUGCUACCACGUGUCGUACAGCCGUAGGAACCCAAUUUGUAAGUGUAGUAGUUAUAUGGAACUGUGUGCCGAGAGUGGCCGCAAUGGAAGUGUGAGAGUGCGAGCGUGAAUUUAUAUACAUAUGUGCAUGUGUACUGCGGCAAGCAGCAAAAGUAAAUUGAUAAGCAGCAAAAACAAAACAAAAUCAUGAUAGUAAUAGAUCAUAAUAAAGUCAUGGGACAAAUUUUCGUAAAAAAGAGAAAAAAAAAAGAUUAUUAAUCAAAAGAAUGUGUUUUUCAUUUGCGACGCAUUACCAAUCGGAGAAUGCACAGAAUUGAUCGGAUGAGUGAACGAACGAACAUUUGAGUGAUCGUGAGCGAGCGAAUAACAAAAGCAAUCACAAUCGAUCGGAACGCAUGAACGUACGUUCGAAUGGCUUCUUUUCCUUAGUUGUUUUUAGCGUUAGAAUUUUCUUUUCAAGCUGUCAGCUUCUAUUUAGGUUGUUUUAAAUUUUGAACCCCUUUUCAGUUUCUCAAAGAUUUGAAGUAUUUAAAAGUGAAAUGAUAUUUGCACAAAGUGUAUUUUCAGCUUAUAGAAUAUUGGAGAGCAUGGCAACAAUUGGAAAUCUGCUACCAAAAAAACAGAAGUGUUCAAAAGAACCACCAAUCGGAAAGCGAAUUGCAGUACUUUUGUGAAACUAGUUUUAACUAUAAAUAUUCUUAUUUUAUUUAAAACACCACAAAACCUUAAGAUCGUACCGUUUAAAACAGAUAACCUUAUAGAUUUAUCUUCCCCAAAACACAACACCCCCUUACUCCCAUAAUUAGAAUACGCUAGGAAUCUAAUCAUAAGUAGUCAAAAGAUGAUUCAAAAUUAUGUAAUCAAACCGCAAUUGGUUUGGUCAUUGUUCGGUGCGCGAAGCUUUGGUUGGAUCCCACACACACAACAGAUGCUUUGCGCACUGCUCUCAAAGUGAGAAAAUUGGUUUGGAAAAGAUACCAAGAGCGGAAAGAAAUCUGUAAGAAAAAAGAGAAGAGAAACUUAUCGGUUUGAGCAAACACACACAAUACACAACACACACACAGAUAUGGCCCCUUUCAUAUUGUUUAGAACGAGAGAAAAGAUGCAAAGAAUCAAAUAUUAUUUUUUUAUUUUGUUUAUUUAAGCAUUUAUGUAUUUAAGCACAACUGGAAACUUGAAGAAAAAUGCGUUAUAAUAUAUUUCAUUUGAUCAGUA